This is a messenger RNA of Drosophila elegans, 3725 nucleotides long. RefSeq lists its product as uncharacterized. The coding region runs from base 130 to 1725 and encodes 531 amino acids. Gene Ontology annotation, biological process: ubiquitin-dependent protein catabolic process. The transcript has 2 exons. Lineage: Eukaryota; Metazoa; Arthropoda; Insecta; Diptera; Drosophilidae. The record is from RefSeq and is a predicted model, not a curated record.
CAGGAAAAGCAUUCAUCGGCAGACACACUCACACUGACAAUCCGAUACCGAGCCCAAUUUUAAGUCCCAGAGGAAAACAGAGAAAAUACGUGGAAAAUAUAGGGGAACCGUAUCCGCCACCUGGAUAACAUGUCCUUAAUCCGCAAAUCGACGAUUCCGCAGCGGGUCAAGCUCUCGCUGACGUCGCUUCCUGAUCCGUGUGCUCAUAUGGCGGUGCGCGGAAAUCGCACCUCAAUUCGUCGCAUCCAGUUGGCACACAGUUGCUCGCCAACGGUGGCCAGUGCCUCAUUGGAAACGAAACCCAAAGUUGGUGCAUUGAAGAAGCAACAGUUAGUACCUCGGAAGGAAGUUGGUGAUAAUGAUAAUGCUAAUGGUAAUGAUAAUUCUAAUGAUAAUGAUGCUGGCAUCAGCGAGGGUAAGGACAACGACCUGAUUUCCCUGCGAACGUUGCUGGAUUUGGUGGGGGGCAAAAUACGGCAAACGGAUAUCAAAUUCCUGCGCUUCCUGUGCAACGAUCAUCGGAUAAUCUAUGUGCCAUGUCGCCUCAUUUACCGCCACUCGGAAAUGAUGCGCCAACGGAGGACAGUGGAGCAGCCCAUCAAAUUGCAGUCCAUUAGCUCGACGACGCUGAUCCGGGUGAUCGUUUGGAUGCACCAGCAGAGCGAGAUGGAGAUGGCAAGUGCAAUAGGUGGGAAGAGGUGUGCCAACAACGACAAUACGAUAGGCAAAUGCGAAAUGAUUGCCAGUCAAUGGGAAAAGGAAAGUAAGGGCGACGGAAAUACAAAUGCCAAGAACAAUCGGGAAAAUCGCAGUGAGUACACUCAAAAUUACGGUUCCAGCAAAAAACGAAAGUAUGCCACACCACCAAAUAAAACAAAUGAUAAGAUCACAAUUAAAAAAAGAAAAAUUGCGAAUGAUCAAAGAUGUAGUGGCUGCCAUACAAGCACAAAUUAUAAUAAUAGUGAGAAAACAAGCCCAGUUGAAACUGCAGAAAAUAUGAAAAAUCCAAUGUGUAAUGUAUGUAAUAAUGGCGGAAAUGGGAAAACUGUAAGGACUUUGGAAAACAUUAUAAGUGAAACCAAAGAAGCUAGUGAGUGUGAAAAUGAAACAAAUGAAUGCAAGGAAGCAAACAGUAAAAAUAUGCAUAUAUCUAAAAGCCAAAAUAAGCAAAGGGCGAACGGAAGCGAAAGUGGCAAAGUAACAAUUAGUGGGAACUGUGAGCAAGAUAAUAGCGUUGAAAAAUUAAAUGAAAAUGAAAAUACUGGCUGCAGUUUGUUUGCAAUCAAAGCCAAAAAUACAAAAAUUAGCAACCAAAAUCUAACUAUAGAUGCCAAGCCUGGAGCUGAUCUGGAUGCCAAAAAAAAUGUAUCUGGAUUCGGGCUUAGUUUGUGGGAGGAGCGAUUUUUGGGCAGCGAACUCUGCCAGCUGAUGGAACUCAUCCUGGCCGCCCACUGUUUGGGCGUCGACGCCCUGACCUCCCUCGCUGCGAACUAUUUGAACGAGCUGAUGGCCCAAAGUACCCGCUCAGAACUUUCAACCAUGCUGCAAGUGAGCACUCGUUUGGCGGAGGUUCGACGGACUGUGGAGAACCAUCGACCGCUGAUCACCGAGAUCUUGUCGCAGGUCGAUCACAGACCAAAACACCACUGUUCUGCGAGGAAAGCUACUAAUUCGGUUGGAUUUAAACCUAACACCCGACGAGGAAAAGGGCAUUCGAUCCGAUAGAAGAAAGACAAGCGCUCAUUGGGCCACCAAGCCAGUGGCUCCCUUCCUCUACAAUGCUUUAGCUCCACGGUUUAGGCCAAAUAACUAUUGUACUGUCUUCUUCUCAAUUCAUUUUGAGCAUCUCUGCAUGGGUUCAUAGUUUGGUUUAUUUAAUUGCGAAAUAAAUGCGUGGAAAAUGAUUGGAAGACACACGACAAAGUUGACUUAUCCGGGGGAGCAACUUUCUCGCGACAAAAGCCACCCACAACAAACAUGUUGAUUAAAGACUGCACGGGAAAGAAAAACGUCGUUUGGGAAAGCCUUUGCAAAUUCUUUUCUAUUACUGUGUUACGCGGUAAGCAGAGUGCAAGAGGACAUAUAUCAGCAAAUGAAGAAAUCUUUAGGGCUCAGGGCUGGAUGAAGUGUCAGCCUAGUUAAACAUCCGACGCUUAUCAUUUAGACCGAAAAUCAACGUCCCCUAACAUUCUCUUGCAAGGCCACUUUAUGCUGCCCGCAGGCAGCUUCCCCCGAAUUAGCUGCCAUGCAAAAGUUGACGUUUAUUGUUUUUAGAAUUUUUAUGAGCUCCGCUCAAGCAAACGGAAAGAAAAAACCGGCGGAGGGAAAGCGAACUGAAAAAAGCGUGCUGGAAAAGCCAGAGAUCAAUAGCCAAACGCUUGGCACGUUCCUCGCGAAGUGGGCACGAAAAUUGUUUCACCAAAUCACGCAUACGACUGACUGGUAGUACAGUGCGUUUCAUGCCUGUUAUGUGAAAAUUUGUGAAUUUAAUAGCUUGCCGAAUAAGUCGAGAUAAUUAUAAUUAAAAGAUACCAUCAACGAACUUGUUUUACAAAUGAAUUCGAACGACGACAAUGGCAAUAUAAUAACACUACUAUUUGUAAUGAUAUCGUGCUUUAAAUAUUAUCUUUAUUGAUUGACAACUUUGUUGUUUGGUUUUUUAAGAGCAGCGAGGUUAAAGCUUAUAGUAUCUGGGAUGAAUAGUACUUAUUUUUUGCACGGUUUAAUAUAUUAUAUAUUAUUUAUUCGGAAGUGCACUUCGAUACGGACUGUAUGUCCUAGAAGCUAGCAGGUCCUUUCAUUUCCAGCAGCUGGUUUUUAGCAUUAUUUUGCACAGCGAAAUAUCACGCAUACGCAGUGUGCGUUGCGCCAUGUAAAAACCGUUGCCUACUUUUUGGGGCCGAGCGAAUGCACGGCUUGGCCUUCGCUUUUUAAGCAGCUUUCUGCGGCAGCAGCUUUGAUUUAGUUCACUCAAAUACCCACACACAUACUCACGAAUACACACACAAAUCCAGAGGGAGACAGCAGGACACGUGGAUUUGCGAGUUAAAUUAUAUUUCAUUUUUAUUUGCAAGCGUUUUCGCAAGACUCCCAUUGAGCCAAAAAAUGGGAAACCCUUUGCCGGGUCCGCUUGCCUCUGCUGUUUUUUAUGAUUGUCUUGAGGAUUUUCGUUUUACAUUUGUAUGAAUUUUUAAUAUGCCAAGGAAUAUAACAACAAUGCGAGCCAAGAAGCCAAGAAAGCAUAAAUAUCAAACAGCCAAAAGCGAAAAGGAAUCGGAAUCAGCAUCAGCGUCAGCAUCAGAAUCAGAAUCAGAAACCGACAAAAGCAGCUGGGAUAGGCGGGGCAGCAAAUAUAAAGAUAAAAAGGAAUAUCAAGCCAAAUAAACCUUAAGGACAUUGUAAUAUUAAUUCAAACGGACAUACACAAAAGUGAAGCAAAAAAGGAAGCACACAUUCAGUAACUUGAAACGGUCUUAAGGCCUACGUCCUUUUCAUUUCUUUUGUGGCUUAUAAAAGCCGCUCCCACACAAACAUACACACACUCGCAGACAAAUGUAUACAUGAAAUUGGAAUUGUAUAGAGAUAAAAAUCUGGCAAAAUUUUCACAAAGUAAUACGCAGGCCAUAGAUUAUCAAUGGUAGAUUUUUGUAAAUUUAAAAAAUAUAUUUGCUGUAUGUUCUGUAUUCUCUCCUUUCAAAAGGUAUCUCCUUCGCUAUGAGCAAACA